Messenger RNA from Anopheles funestus (African malaria mosquito), 1014 nucleotides. RefSeq lists its product as uncharacterized. Lineage: Eukaryota; Metazoa; Arthropoda; Insecta; Diptera; Culicidae. The coding region runs from base 1 to 1014 and encodes 337 amino acids. Gene Ontology annotation, biological process: sensory perception of taste. The record is from RefSeq and is a predicted model, not a curated record. The transcript is spliced from 5 exons. Gene Ontology annotation, cellular component: membrane.
AUGAAGUCCAUAUAUCUGGACGACGAAGCUAAGGCCCCCAACAAAAUGGAACCAAAGCUGCAGCACACAAGAAUUGUCGUAGCACCGCCGAUUCUGAACUACUACAUGAUGAUGAUACAGUUUCUAUUUAUGUACGUCGUAGUAAUAACAUCGCGCAUAAAAGCUGUCGCCAAUCGGGCAAAGCUUUGCAAGCUACUGAACGCCCUGCUAGCUCUUCGCGAGCAGACGCUACAGGGUUCGCCGGGUGUUGCGUUCGCGCCUACAUUGUCGCGCAAGCUGUUCACAAAGCUGAUUGUAUUCGAUCUGGGAAUGAUGAUUCUAAGUGCAUCCUUUUUCCGUAGAUUUAUUGAUUUGCAACAUUCCUUAUUAUAUUCGUUUCUGGGAUUCUGUAAUCUGCUGCAGGUGAGCAGCAUGAACGUUACGAUUAACUUUCUUCUGUUUGUGCUGUAUAAUGCUGUUAACAUCUAUAUGAUUAUUAAUGCGCGUUGUAACGAUCUGGUGUAUGGGUCGAAAGCUCCCAAAGAAACCAUACGUUUGUAUCUGUUGCACACGGAAACUUCUCUGAUCGUUCAAAACAUCGUCGAGGUCGUGAACAUACCAGUCUUGCUGCUCAGCGUGUGGUACUUUUUCAUCAUCGUAUUUUCGGUUUUCUACACGUACACGAGCCUUGUACAAGAUCUGCAUACGGGCUCGGUUGAUGCAUUACGGAACAUCAUUAAUCCGAUAGCGUUCUUCAUUAGCGAGGCUGCGCAAGUUUAUUUCCUGGCAACAUCUUCGGCCAUGUUUACCGCUAGUGCCCGCAAAAUCAUUUCAUAUUUGAGCUUGUACACCGGAAGAAUUUCCGACGGUCCAGAAGAUCAAGCGAUAGAACUUGUCACUAUCGAGCAUUUAAAUCGCGACUAUACGAUACAAAUUAAAGGACUGUUUACGAUAGAUAAUACGAUGAUGUUCUCCAUCGUUGCCAGCACUACAAGCUACAUGAUUAUUUUAGUGCAAUACUAUCUACAAGAAUGA